Oryzias latipes (Japanese medaka) is the source of this 563-nucleotide messenger RNA. RefSeq names its product ribosomal protein L14 (gene rpl14). NCBI's taxonomy places the organism in Eukaryota, Metazoa, Chordata, Actinopteri, Beloniformes, Adrianichthyidae. Gene Ontology annotation, molecular function: structural constituent of ribosome; RNA binding. Gene Ontology annotation, cellular component: cytosolic large ribosomal subunit; ribosome. Gene Ontology annotation, biological process: ribosomal large subunit biogenesis; translation. The record is from RefSeq and is a predicted model, not a curated record.
CGCAUGCGCGGGUGAGAGCGGAUGUAGUAUCUUAGCGAGGCGGAAGUUAUGAGGUCCUUUCUGCUCCCAGAUCGCCGCCAUGGUGUUCACUCGCUUCGUUGAGAUCGGCCGUGUCGCCUACCUCUCAUUCGGACCUCAUGCUGGCAAGCUGGUAGCCAUCGUAGACGUCAUUGACCAGAACAGGGCUCUUGUGGAUGGACCCUGCACUGGAGUUAAGAGGCAAGCCAUGCCUUUCAAGUGCAUGCAGCUCACAGAUUACGUCAUCAAAGUCCCCCACAGCGCCAGGCAGAAGUUUGUGAGGAAAGCCUGGGAGAAGGCCCAGGUCAACGAGAAGUGGGCGCAGAGCAACUGGGCCAAGAAGAUUGAAGCCAGACAGAAGAGAGCCAAAAUGUCCGACUUCGACCGCUUCAAAGUGAUGAAGGCCAAGAGGAUGAGGAACAAGAUCAUCAGGCACGAGGUGAAGAAGCUCCAGAAGGAGGCAGCCAAGAAAUGAACACUUUUCCCACAAUGCUUUUCUUCUGUAGUACUAAAGUGGCAUGGAAAUAAAACAUCUACACAACAGA